This is a messenger RNA of Macadamia integrifolia, 1463 nucleotides long. Its product is annotated as TVP38/TMEM64 family membrane protein slr0305. The record is from RefSeq and is a predicted model, not a curated record. Lineage: Eukaryota; Viridiplantae; Streptophyta; Magnoliopsida; Proteales; Proteaceae.
CCGAAGGCCUAAAUUACUAAAACUUACAUAUGGCAUUCUCGCAACACCGCCUAUCCUACACUCACCGCUGCUUAAAAUGCGCACCCUGAGAGGCCCCUGCCUCUCCUACCCCUCCUUCCAAUCUCAUCUAAUUCCCUUCAGACGCACCUUCCUUCUCUCUCCUUGUUCUUCUCAUUUCUUCUUAAAUUUCAAACCAAAGCGUUUUCAUGUCCUCAAGCCAUGUUCAUCUCUCAAAGAAACCAAGAAACAGACCCUUCAGAAGCCCACUGGUAUCCCGCAGAGCCUUAGAAGGUUUGGUAAUCCUAAGAAGGACGGAAAUGACUCUGAUGAAGGCCUUGACAAGCGUUAUGGAGAGGGAAAUUUCGGUUUUGAAGGAGAAACUGCAGCUAAAGGUACCCUUUUGGCUGGUCUUCUGCUUAUCGGUGUUGUUGGCGGGUUCGGGAUAGUUGGGUAUAUCUACAAAGACCAGCUCAAUGCAUUCCUGUCGCAGCUUACAGGUUUCAUUGAAGGUUAUGGCACAGCUGGGUAUGCCUUAUUUAUUGCUGUUUAUGCUGGAUUAGAGAUCCUUGCAAUUCCAGCCAUCCCCUUAACCAUGUCAGCUGGUCUUAUAUUUGGGACUGUAACUGGAACUAUCAUCGUCUCUAUCAGUGGAACGGUGGCAGCAACUGUUGCCUUUCUCAUUGCUAGAUAUUUUGCUCGUGAACGUAUACUUAAAAUGGUUGAAGGAAAUAAAAAAUUUCUAGCCAUUGACAAAGCAAUUGGAGAAAAUGGUUUUCGAGUUGUUACACUUCUCCGUUUGAGCCCUUUGCUACCUUUUUCUCUAGGGAAUUAUCUGUAUGGAUUGACAUCUGUGAAGCUUGUUCCUUACGUACUGGGCAGUUGGUUGGGAAUGCUUCCAGGAACAUGGGCUUAUGUCAGCGGAGCAUUUGGCCGAGCAAUCAUUCAAGAGGAAUCUGAUGUUGGACUACCUGGAGGUAACAGUCAGUUAAUGACACUUGGACUGGGGCUCUUGGUGACAGCAGUGGCUGCAGCUUAUAUGACUCAGCUUGCCAAAGAUGCUGUAAAAGAUAUUGAGUAGGAACUAGUUCUCACAACUUCUAUAAAAAAAAAAAAACAAAAAAACAAAAAAACAAAAAAACAAAAAAAUUCUCAUAGCACAACAUGUAAUGUUCAUGCAACAUGUAAUGUUCAUGCGGUGAUAUUCUAUCUUUCCAAAAGUACUACUACCCUGUAUGUAGUCUAUGUCUAGGGAGACAGGUGCGGUAGAGAGGUCCCCCACUCAGAUUCCUGUCCCGUUAGCAUCUUCAAUCUGAGAUAAGGGAUUACUCCAUUAGGUCUUUUCAGUCCGGUAAUGAUACCUGAUUAUGUAUUCCUACGUAUAAUUUAAAUGUAAAUUUGACAGGCACAUUUGUUCCAUGUAAUUAAUUAAUUGAAGUUUAUAAAGUAUUCGAUUUUGUAGUGUA